CCUUCAACACCACUGAAGACACUGAAGACCUGCGACCUCAAUAUUACACCCACGAUGCACUCUCCGAUCUCUGCGAUGCUGCUGCUCGGGCUGUUCUGCCUGUCUGUGACGUCACUGCCCACGAGCUACUCUGUGGGUAGCCCGUACUCCUUGGUGUACCCUGACUACCCGCUCACGUACCACACCGGCUUCGCCCAACCGUACCAGACCACCUACCAGACCGGCUACCAACCUGGCUAUCAGCCGUCCAGUUACCACCAGUCCGGUUACCAGGCCAGCUACCCAGCUGGCUACCAGGCCGUAGUCGUUGGACUCGGUUCCCCCACGAGACACGUGCAGUUCCUGCCCACCACGGUGACGGGCACACGCCCCGUGCUUGUUCCGCUGGUGCCUGUGGUGCAGCAGCCGCACAGGCAGCCCCUGCGACCAGGUGAGAGACACGACAGGCCGCUGGUGGUCCACCAGACACAGGUCAUCCGUCCAGAGGAGGGAUUCGGGAACCGUCACCGUGGCCCAGUGCGUAACGAACCGGAAGAAGUCAUUGACGUCAUCGUGGACCGGAAACCCGUGACCGCUGAGUAGACGGUGCUGCUCCUUGCGCUAAAACAGUGAACGACUUCGGUA
This is a messenger RNA of Rhipicephalus sanguineus (brown dog tick), 624 nucleotides long. RefSeq lists its product as uncharacterized. The transcript has 4 exons. The record is from RefSeq and is a predicted model, not a curated record. Lineage: Eukaryota; Metazoa; Arthropoda; Arachnida; Ixodida; Ixodidae. Bases 55 to 582 code for a protein of 175 amino acids.